Striga hermonthica is the source of this 420-nucleotide messenger RNA. The record is from the annotation of a GenBank genome assembly. NCBI's taxonomy places the organism in Eukaryota, Viridiplantae, Streptophyta, Magnoliopsida, Lamiales, Orobanchaceae.
AUGGCCGGAAAAGGUGGUAAGGGGCUUGUGGCAGGGAAGACCAUGGCAGCUGCAGCAGCUAACAAGGACAAGGACAAGGGCAAAAAACAGCCGGUCUCUCGUUCCGCUCGAGCGGGUCUUCAGUUUCCGGUGGGGAGAAUCCACCGUCAACUCAAGUCGAGGACCAAUGCUCACGGGCGAGUUGGAGCCACAGCCGCUGUUUACUCCGCGGCCAUCCUUGAAUAUUUGACGGCUGAGGUUCUUGAGCUGGCCGGGAAUGCCAGCAAGGAUUUGAAAGUGAAGAGGAUAACACCUCGGCAUUUGCAGCUAGCCAUUCGUGGGGAUGAGGAGCUUGACACCCUUAUCAAGGGGACAAUUGCUGGUGGUGGUGUUAUCCCUCACAUUCACAAGUCUCUCAUUAACAAAACCACCAAGGAGUGA